AUGAGAGGCAGCUUGCUGAUGAACCGCCGUGGAUUGCAGAGAUUCCGGCAACUGGCCGUUACAGCCACCGGAUCGGCGAAGAUCAAGAUCCUGCUCUUCUGCUGCAUCGCUUUCACGCUGCUGGCGCUCCCAGGCUGGGCGUCCAAGUUCAUGGGAUGGAGCAAUCUCUCUGCUCCCGAUGAUCGGCUCCAAGCGCCAGGGAAAGGUUAUGCUAUUGUAAUGAAUACUUGGAAAAGAUAUGAUUUGUUAAAGCAAUCAAUUGCUCAUUAUGCAUCAUGUUCAGAACUCGAUUCAAUACACAUCGUGUGGAGUGAACCUGAUCCUCCUUCUGAGUCUCUUGUUGCACAUCUAAACCAUAUCCUUCAGUCAAAGUCGAGAGGGCCAAGGCAAGUCGAAUUGAAAUUUGACAUCAACAAGGAAGACAGUUUAAACAAUAGAUUCAAAGAGAUCAAAGAUUUGAAGACAGAUGCUGUCUUCUCCAUUGAUGAUGAUGUCAUUUUUCCAUGCUCAUCCGUGGAGUUUGCUUUCCGUGUAUGGCAAAGUGCGCCAGAUAACAUGGUGGGCUUUGUACCACGUGCCCAUUGGCUGGAGCAAUCGCAUGACAAUAAUAAAUACUAUAGCUAUGGUGGAUGGUGGUCUGUUUGGUGGACGGGUACUUACAGCAUGGUUCUCUCGAAGGCUGCAUUUUUCCACAAAAAGUAUCUCAGGUUGUACACAAAUGAGAUGCCAGCAUCACUCAAGGACUAUAUAACCAAGAACAGGAACUGUGAAGAUAUUGCUAUGUCCUUUCUGGUUGCAAAUGCAACUGAUGCACCACCUGUAUGGGUGAAGGGUAAAAUAUUUGAGAUCGGCUCGACUGGGAUCAGUAGCUUGGGUGGUCAUAAGGACAGAAGAAGUCAGUGUAUCAACAGAUUUGUAGCCGAGUUUGGACGAAUGCCCUUAGUAUCCACAACCGUCAAGGCAGUUGAUAGCCGCAGUAGCUGGUUCUGGUGA
This is a messenger RNA of Linum trigynum, 993 nucleotides long. The record is from the annotation of a GenBank genome assembly. Lineage: Eukaryota; Viridiplantae; Streptophyta; Magnoliopsida; Malpighiales; Linaceae.